Messenger RNA from Naumovozyma castellii, 2316 nucleotides. It is a transcript of the gene SAG1, whose product is annotated as Sag1p. Lineage: Eukaryota; Fungi; Ascomycota; Saccharomycetes; Saccharomycetales; Saccharomycetaceae. The transcript has a single exon. The record is from RefSeq and is a predicted model, not a curated record. The coding region runs from base 1 to 2316 and encodes 771 amino acids.
AUGUUUAUUAAAUCAGCAAUUUUACUUGGGUUAAGUUACUUAUCUGUUGUUCUGUCGAAGGAAAUAACAGAUGUUAAAUACUCCGGAUUAUCUUAUUCUCCAGCGUAUUCUGUUCUUUACCCAGACCAAGGUUGGAUCGCCUCUUUUGAUUUCAGUAUCUCAGAUACUUCCUCGAUUGCUAAAGGUGAUACGUUUUCUUUAUCAAUGCCUUAUGUCUAUCGUGUUAAAUUUGAUGAUAAUGAUGAAUAUAUUGCUGUACCUUUAAAUAAUGGUACUAACGCCUUCCAGUGUACUGUCUCUCAACAAGCCGCUUAUCUGAACGAAGAUACUAUUUUAACAUGUACGGCUUUAACAGAUCUAUCUUCCUACUCUUCAAUCGAUGGUGCACUCUCAUUCGUCGUGGUUUUCAAUAGUGGUGGUUCAGCAUAUCAAUAUGAAUUAGCAGAUGCCAGUUUUUUUUCAGCAGGGACAAUGGAUGUCCCAUUAGGUGAUCAAAUGUCUGCUCCAAUUACAUUUAGUGCUGCCCCAGAGUUUACCGGUGCGUAUUCUAUUGGUCGUUCAACCACAUUCGGUUAUUUUGAAAGUUAUUAUGUUGGUAUGCAAUGUCCAAACGGUUAUUUGGUGGGUGGUGCUGGACAAAUUAACUAUGAUAUUGCAGAUGCCGGUUAUAGUUUGGAUUGUUCUUCUGUUCAAGUUAACAAAUCUGGUAAAUUCAAUGAUUGGUUCCUACCAGAAGAUAGCGAGGACUCUGGGGCUGAUGUCAAUUGUUUCAAUAAUGAAUUAUGGUUCACCGUUGGUGAAGAACAAUCUGGUGAGAUGAUCUGGGUAAAUGCAUUACAAUCCGUUCCAGUUGGUUAUAAUACUAUAAGUCAUGACAUUAAUCUACAAUAUACCUGUAUGGACACGAUGGCGUCAACCACGUACACUACUUCGUACACUAAGACAAGAGUCUACGUCAGUUAUGAAGGUGUAAACUCAGCAACUGCAACUGCUGUAUUAAAGCCUAAUGAUCCUUUAAAAACUACAACUACUACUCCUUGGACCGGUACAUACACCACCACCUACUCCACCGAGUCUACUUACACCACUGGUACUGACGGCUCCUCCACUCCAGAAAUUAUCAUCCAUGUUGAGACUCCAAACACUGUUUUGACUUCUACCACCACUACUCCUUGGACUGGUACAUACACUACUACCUACUCUACCGAGUCUACUUACACCACCGGUACUGACGGCUCCUCCACUCCAGAAAUUAUCAUCCACGUUGAGACUCCAAACACUGUUUUGACUUCUACCACCACUACUCCUUGGACCGGUACAUACACCACCACCUACUCCACCGAGUCUACUUACACCACUGGUACUGACGGCUCCUCCACUCCAGAAAUUAUCAUCCAUGUUGAGACUCCAAACACUGUUUUGACUUCUACCACCACUACUCCUUGGACCGGUACAUACACCACCACCUACUCCACCGAGUCUACUUACACCACUGGUACUGACGGCUCCUCCACUCCAGAAAUUAUCAUCCAUGUUGAGACUCCAAAUACCAAUAUAACUGUUACCAGUACUACUAGUAGUAUUAGUCUUUCAACUGAUAUCACAACCUCAUCUGAAAAAGUGACUAUCACCACAACAAAUAUUUCUACAACGAUAUCAACCAUAACAAGUUGCGAAGGAGGAUGUAAUCCUGAACUACCAACUACGUCGGUGGAUACCAAUACUUCGAGUGCCAACCAACCUUCUUCUUCCAAAUCUUCAACUGAUAUCUCAACAACUACCUCUGUCGAUCAAACGUCUUCUGUGCCAACUGUAGAAAAAUCAGUUGGUUCUACUGUUGUAAGAUCAUCCACUACAUUAACUAUCGAAGAAUCAAGCUAUAUAACUGUUGUAAGAACAUCCACAUUUAGUACCCAACCUUCAAGCCCUUCAACAACUGUUAACGAAACAAGUUCUGUAAUGACUAUCCAAAAAUCUACUUCAACCGCUAUUGUAGAAUCAUCUUCCACAUUAACAAUUCAAAAAUCAUCUAUUACUACAAUUGUCCAAACCUCUUCCUUACCACCUACCCAAAAUUUACAUUCCACUACAAUUUCUAUGCAUGUUACUUUCCCAAGUAGUACUUUAUCUUCAGUUCUAGUGCAAUACCCACCAUCGAGCUCCUUUUCAAAGCCUCCUUUGCAACCAUUCUCUUUACAGAUAAGUUCUAUUAAUACUCCACUCACUCUAUCAGAAUAUCAAGGUUUCGGUUCACAGCUACAAGCAAAUGGUAUUUUAUCUCUUCUAGCCACUUUAUUUUCAUUUAUUCUGUUAUAG